Nannospalax galili (Upper Galilee mountains blind mole rat) is the source of this 3571-nucleotide messenger RNA. It is a transcript of the gene Fbh1, whose product is annotated as F-box DNA helicase 1. The transcript is spliced from 21 exons. Lineage: Eukaryota; Metazoa; Chordata; Mammalia; Rodentia; Spalacidae. Bases 227 to 3268 code for a protein of 1013 amino acids. Gene Ontology annotation, cellular component: nucleus. Gene Ontology annotation, biological process: replication fork processing; double-strand break repair via homologous recombination. Gene Ontology annotation, molecular function: ATP binding; protein binding; hydrolase activity. The record is from RefSeq and is a predicted model, not a curated record.
UGCACGGUGGCCGGCGGGAGGAGGGGCUUGCUGGUGGGGGAGACACCGGGCUGGGCGGCCCGGGGCUGGAUACGGAGCUGGCGGCUGCGGGGUCGGGAUGCGGACCGCCGAAUGAGACCGUUUAAGCGGAAGCAUCUUACAGCUAUUGACUGUCAACAUUUGGCCCAGAGCCAUUUGGCCGUGACCCAGCCCUUCAUUCGGAGAUGGACGAACAGAGAUCCGAACCAUGGCCUCUAUCCUAGACCCAGAACAAAAAGAGGAAGUAGGGGUAUGUCUUGCAAACAGUGGAGGAUGUCAGAGGUACAACCCUGAGUUCUUCCUAGCUGACCACCAGCAGUGCACCAAUGACAUGGCCAAAAGCCGUUCUGUUGGCCAGGACAGCUGUCAGGACUCUGAGGAUGACAUGAUCUUUCCUGCUGAGAGCAGCUGCACUGUGCCUCAGGAAGGUUAUGGAGAAGGGAGGUUGGGCUCAUCAGGAUCUGCUCCAGCCCCCAGGAAGCGCCCUCAGUCAUUUGAGGAAGAGAGUAGUGAGGCUACAGAGACCAGCCAGUGGGAUGGAGUUGCUAAGAAGAUGCCACGCCAUUUUUUGUCCCCAUCAUGCACGAGGUCUAGGGAGGCCAGGCAAGAAGCCGGGGAUGGUUUGUCCCAGUGCCCUGCAGAGUCUAGAGAACCUGGCCAAGACAUUGAGGACAUUGGUCCUGACCCUAUUCCUGACUCAUACUAUGGGCUUUUUGGAACCUUGCCUUGCCAAGAAGUACCGAGCCACAUUUGUAGCCUGCCCACCGAAGUCCUGAGGCACAUCUUUGCCUUCCUCCCCGUGGAAGACCUCUACUGGAACCUCAGCUUGGUGUGCCACCUUUGGAGAGAGAUAAUCAGUGACCCACUGUUCAUUCCUUGGAAAAAGCUGUACCAUCGAUACUUGAUCAACGAAGAACAAGCUGUUAGCAAAGUUGACGGCAUCCUCCUGAGUCACGGCAUAGAAAAGGAGUCCGACUUGUGUGUGCUAAACCUCAUACGAUACACAGCCUCCACCAAAUGCUCCCCAAGUGUAGACCCCGAGAGGGUGCUGUGGAGCCUGAGGGAUCAUCCUCUGCUUCCUGAGGCCGAGGCCUGUGUGCGACAACAUCUACCUGACCUCUACGCAGCUGCUGGGGGCGUUAACGUCUGGGCCUUGGUGACAGCCAUGGUGCUCCUCUCCAGUUGCGUGAAUGAUAUCCAGUGUCUGCUCUUCUGCCUCAGGAGACCCAGGUCCACAGUGACCAUGCCAGAUGUCACCGAGACCUUAUACUGCAUAGCUGUGCUCCUCUACGCCAUGAGGGAGAAGGGGAUUAACAUCAGCAAUAGGAUUCACUACAACAUUUUCUACUGCCUCUAUCUUCAGGAGAACUCCUGUACUCAGGCCACCAAAGUCAAAGAGGAGCCAUCUGUCUGGCCAGGUAAGAAAACAUCCAUCCAGCUCACACAUGAACAACAGCUGAUUCUCAACCAUAAGAUGGAGCCUCUCCAGGUGGUAAAAAUUAUGGCGUUUGCAGGCACUGGGAAGACCUCUACCCUGGUCAAGUAUGCCGAGAAGUGGGCUCAGAGCAGAUUUCUGUAUGUUACAUUCAACAAGAGCAUUGCAAAGCAGGCGGAGCUUGUUUUCCCCAGCAACGUCAUCUGCAAAACCUUUCAUUCCAUGGCCUACGGUCACGUCGGACGGAAGUACCAGCUGAAGAAGAAGUUGAAUCUCUUCAAGUUAACACCUUUCAUGGUCAACUCUGUCCUUGCUGAAGGGAAAGGUGGAUUCAUACGAGCCAAGUUAGUAUGUAAGACGUUAGAAAACUUCUUUGCAUCAGCUGAUGAAGAGCUGACUAUUGAUCAUGUGCCUAUUUGGUGCAAGAACAGCCGAGGACAGAGAAUCAUGGUUGAACAGAGUGAGAAACUGAACGGCGUUUUUGAAGCAAGCCGACUUUGGGACAACAUGAGGAAGCUGGGGGAAUGUAAAGAAGAGGCGUACCAAAUGACUCAUGACGGCUAUUUGAAACUCUGGCAGCUGAGCAAGCCUUUGCUUGCCUCUUUUGACGCCAUCUUUGUGGAUGAGGCCCAGGACUGUACCCCAGCUAUCAUGAACAUAGUUCUGUCUCAGCCUUGUGGGAAGAUCUUUGUAGGGGACCCCCACCAACAGAUCUAUACCUUCCGUGGUGCGGUGAAUGCUCUGUUCACGGUCCCCCACACUCACGUCUUCUAUCUCACACAGAGUUUUAGAUUUGGUGUGGAAAUAGCUUAUGUGGGAGCUACCAUCUUGGAUGUCUGCAAGAGAGUGAGGAAGAAGACACUGGUUGGAGGGAACCAUCAGAGUGGCAUUAGAGGGGACGUAAAGGGACAAGUGGCUCUGUUGUCCCGGACCAAUGCCAACGUGUUUGAUGAGGCUGUACGGGUAACAGAAGGAGAAUCACCUUCAAAGAUACAUUUGAUUGGGGGGAUUAAAUCAUUUGGAUUGGACAGAAUCAUUGAUAUUUGGACCCUUCUUCAGCCAGAGGAAGAGCGGAGGAAACGAAAUCUCGUCAUUAAAGACAGGUUCAUCAGAAGAUGGGUGCACAAAGAAGGCUUCAGUGGCUUCAAGAGGUAUGUGACAGCUGCCGAGGACAAGGAGCUUGAAGCCAAGAUUGCAGUAGUUGAAAAAUACAAUAUUAGGAUUCCGGAACUGGUGGAAAGAAUAGAAAAAUGCCACAUAGAAGAUUUAGACUUUGCAGAGUACAUUUUGGGCACUGUGCACAAAGCCAAAGGCUUGGAGUUUGAUACUGUGCAUGUUUUGGAUGAUUUCGUGAAGGUGCCUUGUGCCAGGCAUAAUCUCGCCCAGCUUCCUCAUUUCAGAGUUGAGUCCUUUUCUGAGGAUGAGUGGAAUUUACUGUAUGUUGCAGUUACUCGUGCCAGGAAGCGGCUCAUCAUGACCAAAUCUCUGGAGAACAUUCUGACUCUGGCUGGGGAGUAUUUCUUGCAAGCAGAGCUGACGAGUAAUGUCUUGAAAACGGGAGUGGUCUGCUGCUGUGUGGGGCAGUGCAACAACACCAUCCCUGUGGACACCGCCCUCACCAUGAAGAAACUGCCUAUCACUUAUAGCAACAGGAAGGAAAGCCAGGGCGGCUACCUGUGCCACUCCUGCGCAGAGCAGCGGAUCGGGCCUCUGGCGUUCCUCACUGCCUCCCCAGAGCAGGUGCGCGCCAUGGAACGCACUGUGGAAAACAUCGUGCUGCCCAGGCACGAGGCCCUGCUCUUCCUGGUCUUCUGAGGCCAAGAUAGCCGUGACUCCACGUUCUGAAGACAGCCAGCCAAUCUGGGCUGGAUUCCUGGUCACUGGAGAGUCUGAGUUCAAUCACAGAGCACUUUCUGAGGAAGAUUCCAACCAGAGUUGGACCUGCCAUUUCUCUAUUCCCUACAGAUAGCCAGCUCCCACUUGCCUCUCCUCCAUAUGCAUUAGGUCAGGGAAGUGGGGAAGUUCUUUUGAUAAAAAAAUCAUUUUAUGUAUUUAAACUUUUAUUACAAGGUUUCAAUUAAACAGGCACACUGGAAUGCCACCCUGGUGUCUGGCUUC